AUGUCUAAUCAACGAACAACAUCCAGUGAUGAAGAUUCACUUCUGCAAGAUUAUAGUCGAAAUGUAACAACUAAAUCAUGGGUUUUAUUCUUUGGUAAUGCUGCUGUUGUUUCAGCUAUUCCACUUUGGCUGUUCUGGCGUAUUCACCAAAUGGAUAUCACAUCUUAUUUCAUUCAUUUUAUUAUUGGUACAGUUAUAAGUACAUAUUUUCUCAAUUCUGCUUAUCAAAAUAUGAAAUUUAUUUUAAAACAUAAGAUCGCUCAAAAACGUGAAGAAGCUGUUAAUCGAGAGAUAAGUAAAAUAUUUGCGAAUGAUAAAAAUGCAAAUAAAAAGGAUAAAGAUGAUCGAAUUUUAACACGUAAAAAUGAAGUAGCAGAUUUUGAAGCAACAACAUUUUCAAUUUUUUACAAUAAUUCAUUCUAUCUUGUUUGCCUUAUUAUAUUGUCAUUUUUUGUGUUAAAAAAUUUUUCACCAACAGUUAAUUACUUUUUUUCUGUUGGUUUAUCAACUGCAGUUGUUUUUCUUUUUUCAACGGGAGAAAAAUAA
This is a messenger RNA of Rotaria socialis, 546 nucleotides long. The record is from the annotation of a GenBank genome assembly. NCBI's taxonomy places the organism in Eukaryota, Metazoa, Rotifera, Eurotatoria, Philodinida, Philodinidae.